AGAAAAGAGAUGAAGCAUUCACGCUACUUUCUCAUAAAGAAGCUCCCUUUUAAUAAACCCACCUCCAUUUUUGUAAAAGCUUUGAUUACUUGCUAAGAAACCCUCUGAUACCCGAAAGUGAUUUCAGAAUCGCUUCCCUUUGGUUCAAAUGGCGUCGACAUUGUUGCUUGUUGUCGUAUUCGUGUUCGAUCUCGUUGCUUUUGCACUUGCUGUUGCCGCCGAGCAAAGGAGAGCUUCUGCUCGGAUUGCUCAAGAUACAAAUUCAAGAUAUUGUGUUUAUGAGUCAGAUAUAGCCACCGGUUUGGGUGUAGGAGCACUUUUAUUCCUCCUUUUGAGCCAAUUCCUUGUAAUGUUUGCAACCCGUUGCAUGUGUUGCGGGCGAGCCUUGAGCCCUGGUCGUUCCAGAGCAUUAGCCGUCUUCUUGUUCAUUACCUGCUGGGUGACUUUUAUUAUCGCUGAGGCAUGUUUGCUUGCGGGUUCGGUUAGAAAUGCAUACCACACAAAGUAUAGAAGUGUGCUUUCGGCUAAUCCUCCUUCCUGUGAGACUUUGAGAAAAGGCGUGUUUGGUGCUGGGGCUGCGUUUGUGGUGUUUACUGGGAUUGUGUCUGAGUUUUAUUAUGUUUUCUAUUCCAAAUCUGAUGAUGGUGUCAUCCCUACAAGAGAUAAUGGCAUAAGAAUGGGAGCAUUCAACUGAACUUUUGUGAGGAGUUUGAUAAGUUGUUGUAGAUCGUAGAUUUUGGGUAUAGAACAUUUAUCAUAUGGUUGUACUUUUUAUUGUUGUACUUGAAGUUGAGGAUGUGGUUAAUGGUUAUUAAAUUCAUUUUUGUUGUUUAAUUGUCGUUUUAUUUAUUUAUUAUGUCUUAAGUUUUGUUUUUAAGUUGUGACUGAAUUGUUAGCGGGGUGAGAGGUGAGAAUUGAUAAAUG
Lactuca virosa is the source of this 924-nucleotide messenger RNA. The record is from the annotation of a GenBank genome assembly. NCBI's taxonomy places the organism in Eukaryota, Viridiplantae, Streptophyta, Magnoliopsida, Asterales, Asteraceae.